Molecule: messenger RNA, 2382 nt
Organism: Halichondria panicea
Lineage: Eukaryota; Metazoa; Porifera; Demospongiae; Suberitida; Halichondriidae
Exons: 1
Coding region: 1-1803 (600 amino acids)
Source: RefSeq, a predicted model, not a curated record
AUGAGCUCAAAGAAGAAGUUCCAAAGCCAAGUUAUGAAUGUGCUAGCAAUCCUAUAUAUUAUACUGUUGUCUGCUAGUUCUAUGCAAUGUCAAAAAGAUGAAUGGACACAAGGUAGCACUCAACCACACAGUUGUAAAGCAGACAUCGAUUGUCUGCCAUGGACCGAAUGCAACAAAACGAAGUGCAUUUGCAAAGAUGAGUUGAUGAAUCAUUAUGCACUCAGAUGUGACAAAGAUACACUGCAGCUGUCUGUUCUUCGUUGCCACUGUGUGACAUUUGACAAUGUGACCAAUCAGUUGAUUCAAGGGAAUUGCAUUGAAAACUGUGAGAAGAAUCGUUACAAAAGUGACUACCUUCCAUUGCCAAAAGAUCUAUCCCAACUAAAUCAAUUCAUGUGUGAGGAGAGGUGGAACAGAACAGGAAGACUGUGUGGGAGGUGUCUACCUGGACACUCUCCACUGGCUUACUCUUACGACAUGAGAUGUGUGAAAUGCCCUGAGAGGAACAGAAAUAUCUGGAAGUACAUUCUCGUAGCAUUCGGUCCACUUACAGUAUUUUACUUUCUGGUCCUAUUCUUCAAGAUCAAUGCAAACUCUUCUCAUCUCCAUGGCUACAUUAUUUUCAGCCAGAUAAUAUCCAUACCUACUUACAGUCGAGGUGUUGUAACGUAUAAUCAUAAUCACCCUGAGUCGAAGGUUCCUAUUCAGAUAAUUGAACUUAUGUACGAAAUUUGGAAUUUAGACUUUUUUAGAAUUCUUGAUCUAGACAUUUGUCUUGAUGUGUCCACACUCACAGUCUUAGCUCUGGACUAUGCAGUGGCUAUCUACCCACUAAUGUUGACUGUUGUCUCGUAUAUCUUGAUCGAGUUACAUGCUAGAAACUUUAGACUAGUAGUCAUCUUGUGGAGACCAUUCCGUCAUGUAUUCACACUUGUGCGUAGAAACUGGGAGAGUAAGACUACAGUAAUUGAUGCUUAUGCUACUUUCUUUGUGCUUUCAUAUAGCAAGUUUUUCUUUGUGUCUGCUGACCUACUUAUUCCAGUAAGAGCUUAUAGCAUCACAAACGACAACAUUACUUGGGUGCUGUACAAUGACGCUACCAUCGAGUACUUUGGGAAUGAACAUAUUCCAUAUGCUGUCCCAGCAAUAACCUGUUCUGGAUUACUGAUCAUAGCAACGAGUUUUCUUCUUUUCUACCAACUGAAGUGUUGCCAAAAUGCUUUGAACUGCUGCAAAAUCAAGGGUCGAAUAAUCCAUGCACUGAUGGACUCUUUUCAGGGUUACUACAAGAACGGAACAGAUGGAACACGAGAUUAUCGCUGGUUUGCAGCGGUGCCUUUGGUAGGUCGCGUUUCACUGACUCUAACUUAUGCUAUGAUACUAGAUGGCAACUAUAGCUCCUUUAUAGUACUCAUAAUUAUAAUCAUCAUUGUACUUACAGCAGCUAUUCAACCAUACAAGAAACAUUUGUCAAAGUACGCUAAAAUUGAUAUCACUUUUUGGGCCUUUUUGGCAGCUUUCUAUACUAUUGGAGAAACCACCAACUUCUCAAGUUUAAAAUCAAUCCUUGUCUUGAAAAUAAGCAAAGCACUCCGAGUUGUCGUGGCAAUCAUCCCACUCGUCUACAUGACUUGCCUUACUGUUUACUGGAUACUGUCAAGAAUGAGAACAAUGAACACACUCAUCAGUCGAAUCAGAGCGUGGAGACAAGGCUACAUGAACACUGACAACGGCUUAGAGGAAGAUCUACCAGACAGAGUAGAUAAUCCAGACAGAUACAGACUUCACAAUCCUACGAACUAGCUUUAAUAGCAUUAUCACACAAUAGUAUGCAAGAGUAAAAACUCGGCCUGAUUGCAUAGAGCAAUAAUUAAAUUGCAAUGAGAAUCCUCUUAAUGUUGCCAUAAACUUGUCACAUGCACUUUACUUAAUUUCAUUACUAUUGGAUUCUUUAGUAAAAAGUGCUACUAUCUGCUGUAUCGGUUUUGAAUGCGAGGCUCUUUCGAUUGCGAAUUGUCGCAAAAGAGAGAAAGGCAAAGAAAUACGGUGGCCGAGAAGGGUCACCCGCCUCCGCCUACCGCCACAAUUAACCACACGCGCACGGAAGUUGAAGUGAGCAUGAACAUGCAAUCACAAUAGUUAGAAACACAACAAAAAGGCUUGUACAGCGUCAUUCGCAAAUGAUUGCAAGCAAGUCAUUGAGAGGGAUUGAGAAUACACAUUAAUUAGAAGUUCCAUGGUGUAAUGAAAAACCCAUGAAACCUUCAAGAAACUAGAGGGGGUUAUACAGGGUAAAGGUCAAGUAUAAAUCACAGUACUGUGAUUUAUACUUGACAAGUAUUUUCUACUUAGAAAAUACUUAGUCCUGACCUUUAGACCCAA